Molecule: messenger RNA, 2668 nt
Organism: Pogona vitticeps (central bearded dragon)
Lineage: Eukaryota; Metazoa; Chordata; Lepidosauria; Squamata; Agamidae
Gene: SFXN3
Product: sideroflexin 3
Biological process (GO): serine import into mitochondrion; monoatomic ion transport
Cellular component (GO): mitochondrial inner membrane
Molecular function (GO): monoatomic ion transmembrane transporter activity
Source: RefSeq, a predicted model, not a curated record
UACUUCGCUGGGUUGUUGUGAGGGGGAUGAAUAGGGCAACGCAUGCCACCUGGAGCUCCUGGGAGAGAGGUGUGCUAUACAAGGUGACAGAUUAAAUUAGAAUGAGGCAUAUGGCCCCGCCCUUCUUUUUAAUUCUUUCCUCCCCACAGAAUGAAGGGUUGGUUGUAAGAGAUGCCAAACAGAAUGCCAGUUCGAUUUUGAGAAUGUCAGGGGAAGUGCCCUUGCACAUCAACAUCAAGGAGCCACGAUGGGAUCAGGGCACCUUUAUGGGGAGAGCAAAGCAUUUCUUCACAGUGACAGAUCCUCGCAACCUUCUGCUCUCAAGCAAGACUCUGGAAGACGCACGGAGGGUGAUUGAGGAUUACAGGAUGGGAAAGGUGUCCCCAGGAUUGACUGAGGACAAGCUAUGGCAAGCAAAAUACAUCUAUGACUCAGCUUUUCAUCCAGAUACUGGUGAGAAGAUGAUUCUGAUUGGGCGAAUGUCUGCUCAGGUGCCUAUGAAUAUGACCAUCACCGGAUGCAUGCUCACCUUCUACAGGACAACCCCUGCCGUGCUGUUCUGGCAGUGGGUGAACCAGUCAUUCAAUGCCAUUGUCAACUACACCAACCGCAGUGGGGACGCUCCCAUCACCGUCAACCAGCUGGGUGCAGCCUACAUCAGUGCCACCACUGGAGCUGUAGUGACGGCACUGGGACUCAAGUCUCUGACUAAGCAUUUGCCACCCAUCAUCGGACGCUAUGUGCCUUUUGCGGCUGUGGCGGCUGCAAACUGCAUCAACAUCCCAUUAAUGAGACAAAGGGAGCUCAAGUUUGGUAUCCCCAUUACAGACGAGAAAGGGAAUCGGCUGGGUGAGUCAAAAAAGGCAGCUGAGCAAGCAAUCGCACAGGUGGUGGUGUCUCGCAUUGGCAUGGCUGCACCUGCUAUGGCGAUUCCUCCUGUGAUCAUGAAUGCACUAGAGAAGAGAGCAUUUUUAAAGCGGUACCCCUGGAUGAAUGCCCCUCUGCAGGUUGGACUGGUAGGCCUGUGCUUGGUGUUUGCUACACCCUUGUGCUGUGCAUUGUUCCCACAGAAAAGCUCAAUGCGAGUGAGUCGCCUGGAAUCUGAGGUCCAAGCUGCGAUCAGAGAGAAGAACCCCAACGUUGAGGUUGUCUAUUUUAAUAAGGGGCUUUGAGAGAGAGCGAGAAAGAAAGAGAGAUUUCCUCGUGCUGACCCUGGUGUGUGGUGGAAUGGACAGAAGAGGAACCAGGGAUCUGGUGCUCACAAGGAGGAAGUUACAUUUUGUAAUAGUAUAAAUCCCUUUUAAAUGCUGCUUUCUUAUUGGCUGCCAAGUUUUGGCAGUUUUACGUUUAUUAAAAAAAACCUUCCUGAAUCAGGUGAACCCUCGGGUUAGAUUGUAAUGUGUGAACAAAGUAGAAACAUUCCAUUCUGGGCGCAGUUAUAUGUUGGAACCAAAGGAUUCAAGCUUCCUUAAGCGAGCCUGACUCCAUGUAUUAGGCAUAAUUCCACAGUGGUAUGUGUGUGUGUGUGUGUGUGAUGUGUUGAUGUAUGUGUAUAAUCCCUGUGAAAUGUUGUUAAAAAAUGAUAGUAAUCUUGGGAUCAUUUGGAGAACAGGAGAAACAAACACCUUGAAUCCUUUCAAUUCCAUUGAGGAAGGCCUCUUGCUUUGCAUUUCAGUUUACGUUUCAUGAAUUUAGUGCUAAGGAGAAAUACUAUGCUUUCGUGAGUGAACUAUGUGUAAUUCUUUUGCAGUAUCUAUGUUAUUGAGAUAGUAAAAUGUCUAUUUUUGCAAGCAAAACAUAUUUGCAUAAGAAUGUAUUCUCUUGCUGUGUUUGUUAUUUUGGAAGAAAAGUGAGAAAGAAAAAACAGUGACAGUUUAUGCAGCCUUAAAACUACAAAAUCAAUCAUCAUCAGCCUGAUAUGCAGAGAAGAGAAUAUCCAAAGCCUUUAAUGGAAGCAAGUGAUUGACCGUAUUGUGAGAAUGUCUGUGCAAAUAGAAAAGCAGUUAAAAGUAAACAGUUGAAGAAGUCUGGGUUUUCCACCAGAUCUGCUCUUUAAGGUUGCUUAGAAGAGGAAGAAAGGUUUGAAAUUUGCAUAAUUCUGUUCUGUAUGCAGAACCAAACCAAAUCAUGUCGUUAGUCAAGGCAGAGUAUUCAAAGCCAGCUAAGCAGUCUUCCUAUCCUUGGUGAUGAAAAACAAUGCUCUUAAAUUAAAUAAUGAUCAAUUUGCUGCCCUUUCAUGACACCUGAAAACCUGCUGUCUGAGGUGGCUGCCUUGCUUUGCCUCUCCCCUACAUGUGGGCAUCACAAAAGCACAUGGAUAUCAGUAGUUGUAAAUAUACACUGAAUCUGCCUCUUGGAGACUGUAACAUUUCAAGAUGUCAAGCAGGAAAGGAUCUAGUCUAGCUUUGUAACAGCCUCAUAAGAACACAUGAAGCUACUUUGUACUCAGACAGACUACUGGUCCAUCUAGUUCAAUGUUGUCAAUUCUGGCUGGCAGCAGUUUUGAGGCAUGAGAUCUUUCAGCCCUGAUUGAAUUUCGGACCUUCUCUAUGCACAGCAUGUUGUCCUAGCACUAUAUUAUGGUCUCAUUCCCACCUCUUCUGCUUAGCUAUAUUUGCAUAAUUGUGGCAUCAUUUGUAUACUAGGUUAGUGAUGCUUUUUUUAAAAG